CUCUGCCCGACCUCCGCCCCUCCCCCCUCUUCCAUCUCCCAUCCUCCUUUUCAUUGAGCUGUCCGUCCACCAUCUCGACGGUAGUUCAUUUUACUUAAUAUUCAUUCAUCAUGGCGUCUUUCGGCAAUCCGACCCAGAUCUUCGCAGACGAUGUUAUCGAGGAGAAAGGCGAGAACGCACGUCUCUCUGCCUUCGUGGGAGCCAUUGCGGUCGGAGAUUUGGUGAAGAGCACAUUGGGCCCCAAGGGCAUGGAUAAGAUUUUGCAGUCAGCAUCGACCGGUGAAAUCCUCGUGACGAAUGACGGUGCGACGAUUCUGAAGGCGAUUGCUCUUGAUAACGCCGCCGCCAAGGUGUUGGUGAACAUUUCCAAGGUUCAGGAUGAUGAAGUCGGUGACGGAACGACGUCGGUUACCGUUUUGGCGGCGGAGCUGCUGCGGGAGGCCGAGAAACUGGUGAACCGCAAGAUCCACCCCCAGACCAUCAUCGACGGCUACCGCAUAGCCAGCAAGGCCGCCCUGGAAGCCCUGGACAAGAUCGCGGUCGACCGCAGCUCGGAUCAGGAGUGGUUCCGGAGAGACCUCCACUCCAUCGCCCGCACCACCCUCAGCUCCAAGGUCCUGGCGCAGGAUCGUGAGCACUUCGCCUCUCUCGCCUGUGAUGCCGUCCUCCGUCUUCGCGGAUCCACCGACCUGAGUCAGAUCCAGAUCAUCAAGAAGGCUGGUGGAAAGCUUAGCGACUCUUACCUGGACGAGGGUUUCAUUCUGGACAAGAAGAUCGGUGUCAACCAGCCCAAGCGCCUGGAGAACGCCAAGAUCCUGGUCGCCAACACGGCCAUGGACACGGACAAGGUGAAGAUCUUCGGUGCCCGGGUCAAGGUCGAGUCGACGGGCAAGCUGGCCGAGCUGGAGAAGGCGGAGCGUGAGAAGAUGAAGGCCAAGGUCGAUCGCAUCAAGUCCCACGGCAUCAACUGCUUCGUCAACCGACAGUUGAUCUACAACUGGCCCGAGCAGCUGUUCACCGAGGCCGGAAUCAUGUCCAUCGAGCACGCCGACUUCGACGGCAUCGAGCGUCUGGCCCUGGUCACGGGUGGUGAGAUCGCCUCGACCUUCGAUGACCCGGAGCAGGUCAAGCUGGGCUCGUGCGAUGUGAUUGAGGAGGUGAUCAUCGGUGAAGAUACCCUGAUUAAGUUCUCCGGUGUUGCCGCCGGGCAGGCAUGCACCAUCGUGCUGCGUGGUGCCACGGAGCAGCUGCUCGACGAAGCGGAGCGCUCGCUGCACGACGCCCUGGCCGUCAUCUCGCAGACGGUCAAGGAGCCCCGCGUCACCCUGGGCGGUGGCUGCGGAGAGAUGAACAUGUCCAAGGCCGUCGAGCAGGCCGCUCAGAACACCACCGGCAAGAAGCAGAUGGCCGUCGAUUCGUUCGCGUACGCCCUGAAGCAGCUGCCGACCAUUCUGGCCGAUAACGCCGGUCUGGACUCCAGCGACCUGGUGACCCGACUCCGACAGGCGAUCAACAGCGGCAUGACGAACUCCGGGUUGGAUCUGGCCACUCCCGGUGGUGGCAUCGCCGACAUGCGGGAGCUGGGCGUGGUGGAAAGCUACAAGCUGAAGAAGGCUGUGGUGUCCUCUGCCUCGGAAGCUGCAGAGCUGCUUCUCCGUGUGGACAACAUCAUCCGUUCCGCUCCCCGCCGACGUGAUCGCAUGUAAGGUGUAGAUUGCGGUUGGACUGGUGGCGGUUGGGGAUUGAGGGUACUGGGUGGAUAUGGACGUGCUCUUCGAGCGUAAUAACCGUGAUAGAUCCAUGAUAUGAUACAUUAAAAGCAUCUGAUGA
Aspergillus candidus is the source of this 1830-nucleotide messenger RNA. Its product is annotated as chaperonin-containing T-complex subunit CCT2. Gene Ontology annotation, molecular function: ATP hydrolysis activity; ATP-dependent protein folding chaperone; ATP binding. Gene Ontology annotation, biological process: protein folding. The record is from RefSeq and is a predicted model, not a curated record. Gene Ontology annotation, cellular component: chaperonin-containing T-complex; cytosol. The transcript has 4 exons. The coding region runs from base 111 to 1706 and encodes 531 amino acids. NCBI's taxonomy places the organism in Eukaryota, Fungi, Ascomycota, Eurotiomycetes, Eurotiales, Aspergillaceae.